AUGGGUUAUUUGGACGGGAGGGUCCGCAAGGGUGGGAAGCAGAAGAAGAGACGGCGUCGCGGACUAUUCAACUUUAUUCGGGCGCCUACGCCGACCACGGCACCGGGCUAG
Molecule: messenger RNA, 111 nt
Organism: Colletotrichum costaricense
Lineage: Eukaryota; Fungi; Ascomycota; Sordariomycetes; Glomerellales; Glomerellaceae
Exons: 1
Coding region: 1-111 (36 amino acids)
Source: RefSeq, a predicted model, not a curated record